Bombyx mandarina (wild silkworm) is the source of this 1212-nucleotide messenger RNA. It is a transcript of the gene Nse1, whose product is annotated as SMC5-SMC6 complex component Non-SMC element 1. Lineage: Eukaryota; Metazoa; Arthropoda; Insecta; Lepidoptera; Bombycidae. Gene Ontology annotation, biological process: double-strand break repair via homologous recombination. Gene Ontology annotation, molecular function: ubiquitin-protein transferase activity. The record is from RefSeq and is a predicted model, not a curated record. Gene Ontology annotation, cellular component: nucleus; Smc5-Smc6 complex.
GACCACUAUUAUGACGUUCAAAAUUUAAACCGCUUCGAAACUUUAUAAAUAAACACAAACUAAAAAUUUUUGAACCAGCCAUGUCUUACAGUAAAGUUCACAGAUAUUUUUUAAGAACUAUAGCCAGUAGCGGUGUUAUGAGUGUUGAUGAAGCUCAUCGAGUCCUGACUAAAUUUACAGGUGAGCCGAUCUUGUUAAAGAACUGCAUUCAAGAAAUUAAUGAUGUUAUCAGACCAUAUCAGCAGUCAAUCAAAGUAACAUACAAUGAAAGUACAAAUGAAGAAGUAGUUAUAUUCUUAACCCAUGCUUGGGAUUCAAUAUCUGAAUCCCAAAAGAUCUUCACAGCCAAGGAAUUAGACUAUUUCAGAUUAUUAAUUGAAGAAAUAAUGAGUAUUGAUGUAAGAGAAAUCACAGGCAUUAAUGCAAUUAAUUUAGUUAAUAAAAUGGGCCAGAAAAUAUCAAUGCUCCAAGCUGAAGAUUUAUUGGCUAAAUGGUGUAAAAUAUACUACUUAGAGAAGAUACAAAAUAAAUACCGCUUAGGUGUGAGAACCAUAAAUGAAUUUGAAGAUUAUUUUGAGAAAUACAUGCCUGAUGUAAUGAAAGAUUGUUACAUUUGUAAGAAAAAUGUUUUUUGGGGGGCUAACUGCAUAGCAUGUGAAAAAGCUAUUCACACUAGAUGCCUUAAUCAAUAUUUAGAAAAAAUAAAAAAAUGGCCUUGUUGUAAAAUCAACUUCAGUCCAGAUCAACUGAAACAACUUAACGAAAGCCAGAGAAUGACUCAGAUAACUCAAACCUUUGAAGACACACAGUCAAUUGAAGAAAGGUCGGAGAAUUCAACAGCUUCCAAUGUAGAAAGUGAUAAUACAGAAGAAAUGGAAAGAAGUCAAAAUACAGAUAACAUACGACGUCUCUCUAGAAAAAGGAAGAGAGAAUGAAUUUAUGGUACAAAAUGUAUUUUUAUGUAGUUGUAGUUUUUUAUGUGGAACUUAGAACAAAUAUAUAUUUUUAAUUUGCCCUUAUUUUUGCUGUAUUUACAAGCAACGUAAUUUGGCUGGCAUAAAUAGUACGUAGCUCUUUAAUACAAAAUGUAGCUACGCAAUUGAUCUACACGAGUAAUGAAGUUCGGUCAGAAUUCUUUUCUAAAACAGACCAGUGUUUCAAAUCGUGUCAAUGUAUAUACUUAUUUUCUCUAUUUUGUAUUUUUUUCUCAAA